UUGGGCCUCCGCAGAUGGUUGAGGUGCCAUCUGGCACCUUAAUCCUUCCUCGUUGAACUCGAUGCAUCCGCGGCGUCCAGACGGUUUCGAUGGCUUGGGCUAUAGGGGUGGAAGCAGCAGCCGGGAGGUUCCUGGGGGCAACAGUUUCUCCGCAAAGUCCUUCAGCUCCUCUGACCUGAGCCACUGGGUGACCACUCCGCCCGACAUCCCUGGCAGCCGCAACCUGCACUGGGGGGAGAAGAUCCCACUUUAUGGCCCUGGAGCAGCCUCCACCCCGGUCAGGGGGUCCUGCGAGGAGCCCUAUCCUGGUGGCUGCAGCAGCGGGCCCGGGGCUAGUAGUGCCUAUUCUUAAAAAAAGGAACAGUUAAAUAGAUUUGCUGGAUUUGGUAUUGGACUUGCAAGUCUGUUUACAGAAAAUGUGUUGGCCCAUCCUUGCAUUGUUCUUCGUCGACAAUGUCAGGUUAAUUAUCAAGCUCGACAUUAUCACCUCACUCCAUUUACAGUCAUCAAUAUUAUGUACAGCUUCAACAAAACCCAGGGUCCAAGAGCCCUUUGGAAAGGAAUGGGAAGCACAUUUAUUGUUCAGGGGGUCACACUUGGAGCUGAAGGAAUCAUCAGUGAAUUCACACCUUUGCCAAGAGAACUUUCUCACAAAUGGAGUCCUAAACAAGUGGGAGAACACCUUCUACUUAAAGCCCUAACUUAUGUGGUGGCAAUGCCUUUUUAUUCAGCGAGCCUGAUCGAAACUGUUCAGAGUGAGAUAAUUCGGGACAAUGCUGGAAUUUUGGAAUGUGUAAAAGAAGGAAUUGGCAGAGUAAUAGGCUUGGGAGUGCCUCAUAGCAAGCGUUUGCUCCCACUUCUUGCUUUGACCUUUCCCACUGUUUUGCAUGGAGUUCUUCAUUAUAUCAUAAGUUCUAUCAUCCAGAAGUUUGUUCUACUGGUUCUGAAAAGGAAGAAUACUCAUAAUCAUCCAUCUGAAAGUACCAGUCCUGUGCAGAGUAUAUUGGAUGCUUAUUUUCCUGAACUGAUUGCAAACUUUACUGCCAGCCUCUGCUCUGAUGUUAUGCUUUACCCACUGGAAACAGUUUUGCACCGUCUUCAUAUUCAAGGAACACGUACAAUAAUUGACAAUACAGACCUUGGCUAUGAAGUGCUUCCAAUCAAUACUCAGUAUGAGGGAAUGAGAGACUGUAUCAAUACUAUAAAGCAAGAAGAAGGAAUGCUUGGUUUUUAUAAAGGGUUUGGCGCUAUCAUAGUACAGUAUACACUGCAUGCAGCUGUUCUUCAGAUUACCAAAAUUAUUUACUCUACACUGCUUCAAAGUAAUGUUUAAAACAGAGAUCCAUCACUCAUUAGUCAAGGAAACAUAAUCUGGACUCAACUACUAUGAAAUUAUGAAGAAAAAAUGAAUAUCAUAAAAA
Molecule: messenger RNA, 1421 nt
Organism: Gracilinanus agilis (Agile Gracile Mouse Opossum)
Lineage: Eukaryota; Metazoa; Chordata; Mammalia; Didelphimorphia; Didelphidae
Product: solute carrier family 25 member 46-like
Biological process (GO): mitochondrial fission; axon development; mitochondrial membrane fission
Cellular component (GO): mitochondrial outer membrane
Source: RefSeq, a predicted model, not a curated record